Molecule: messenger RNA, 348 nt
Organism: Haemonchus placei
Lineage: Eukaryota; Metazoa; Nematoda; Chromadorea; Rhabditida; Trichostrongylidae
Source: the annotation of a GenBank genome assembly
AUGACUGAUGGAACUCUUAUCACUCGUAGUGAAAAGCCUCUAUCAUACCACGAAACGUGGCAAGCGUUGGCUUUGUUACACGCCUUUUACGAAGUAGAAUACGAUGUAUUUUACGACCAGCAGGAGGAGUUCAUCCAAAAGUUUUUCUACAAACUCGUUGUUGGAGAUGUCAACCCUAAGCUUGGCGAAGCAUUAGAGGAGGAAUGCGGGAUUGGCAGGCAGAUUGUGGAUGACGGUUUCCUCAUUUUUGCUGAACAAGCCAGGGCUGCUCGAAUGUAUAACUCUACUCGCUUUCAGAUGCGGAUGCGAUCAGGGCCUGAACAGGAAAAGAAGAGGCUUAAUGCUUGA